Molecule: messenger RNA, 2521 nt
Organism: Lates calcarifer (barramundi perch)
Lineage: Eukaryota; Metazoa; Chordata; Actinopteri; Centropomidae
Gene: c1qtnf6b
Product: C1q and TNF related 6b
Exons: 3
Coding region: 157-1008 (283 amino acids)
Molecular function (GO): protein binding
Source: RefSeq, a predicted model, not a curated record
GAUCACAGGGGGAAAAGGCAAGAAGAGGAGUGAGGAGAGGGGGACAUUAUGGGGGAGUACAGGAGUAAGGCUGACUUUUGAUGUUUGUGCAUGUGUGUGUGUGUGUGUGUGUGUGUUCUAUGAGUGUCUAAAGACAGAGAGGGAGGGAGAGUGUGUAUGGGAGAGAGAGAGAGAGAGAGAGAGAGAGGUUUCUCCUCAGUAGUUCCUCCUCUCAGCCUGACACCAGCAGUCUGCUCUUCCUCCUCCGCUGUGGUGAAACUCCACCAGGUUGUGGCAACCAUGACGGUGGUGUGUUUGAGGCUGCUUUUGCUCCUCCCCCUGGUUUGCUGUGUCCCCUCCCCCUCUAGACCUCCUUCUAGACUCUGCAGACGUUGCUGCGACCACCAAGAGCUGCCAGCAGCUACAGCCCAAUACCAGAUGCCAGAGAUCCGCACUGUUGUCAACAUGACCAUCCUCAAAGGUGAUAAAGGAGACAAAGGUGACAAAGGUACACCUGGAAAACCAGGUCUGGAGGGCCCUCCUGGCUUCCGAGGACCUGUGGGCCCUAAAGGCAGCAAAGGCCAGGCAGGUGCCCCCGGAGACGCCUGCAAGAUCCCCUACUCUUCCUUCUCGGUGGGACGUCGAAAGUCCCUGCACAGCUUGGACUACUAUCAGGCACUGGUGUUCGACACAGUGUUCGUUAACCUCCACGAGCACUUCAACAUGUUCAAGGGAAAGUUCUACUGCUACGUGCCGGGGAUCUACUUCUUCAACGUCAACAUCCACACCUGGAACUUCAAGGAGACCUAUCUUCACCUGAUGCACAACGACAGGGAGCAGGUGAUCCUGUACGCUCAGCCCAGUGAAAGGUCCAUCAUGCAGAGUCAGAGCGUUAUGUUGGAUCUGGCUCUGAAUGACGAGGUGUGGGUCCGACUCUACAAGAGGGAGAGGGAGAACGCCAUUUACAGCGACGACGUGGAUGUUUACAUCACCUUCAAUGGAUACCUGGUGGCACCUAGCAUCCAGUGAAAAUAUGACAGCUGGAUUAAUGAGAGGAUUGGCAGAAUCUCUGGGUCAGAUUUAGUUGUUAGUUUUUUUGGCCAUGGAUACUGCUUUGUGCCAUGAAAGAAGAACUAAAUAGACGAUAAUACAAGUUUGGUGCUUUCUAAAAUAUUCCUUUCAGCCUGGAGAGGAACAUACUGUACUUUCUUAAAUGCGGACUGCCCAAAAUAUAUUAGCAUUAAAAGGAAUAAUAAAAAGGAGAAAGGUGGAGCAGCAUACAAUUAGGAAAGAAUGUUGAAUGACUUCCUUUGCACUAGAAAUACACUUUCGUACAAAGCCAAACAUUUUUUCCUACUUUUGUGCUGCACUGGUUUUCCUCUUUUCAGGGACUUUGUAAAAAGUUGUAUUACUUGUCAGGAAUCAGGAAUCUGUGCAAUCAUUCAUAUAUUUGUGCUAUGAUGAUUCUUAACACAGGCACAGUAUCUGACAGAUUAAAUGUGUUUGGACAGACUGCUGUCAUGCUUUAAGAAUGUUUCCUCUGUGCCUUCAGAACAGCACUUUAAAGGGUCAGUUCACCUACUUAAAAAAAACAAAAAACACAUCAUCCCACAUGGUAGAGGUCUUCAUGACCCGGUCCAAAUUAUACUCAGCCUAUUAGAUGGGAUGUUGCUGCUCUUUUUGGUUACUUGUUAAUUGGUAGCACAUCAUGCUGCUGCCUUCCUCUGUGGAACCAUUUUGACUGUGCUCGUGGCUCUUCAUGUGUCAGUUAAAGUGGACUGCCAAGCUCAAAAUUGUCAGUUAACAGUAACAGUUACUUCCCUAUCAUCUUGGCAUGGCACACCUCAACAUCUGCUGUCUCCCAAGUGUGUCGAAGUGGAUAAAUACAGUCAGAUUCUGCAACAAUUCAGACCCUUGGAUCUCUUCCUACAGAAGUCCUGUGAAACUAAAGGACUUUACUUAGACAGGGAUGUCUUUUGUGGUGCUCUAAGCUUUAAAAAUCACAAGAAGCUCUGCUUCUUUCCAGACAGUGAUGUGGCUAAUCAUGCAAAUUUGAAGACAUCACUGUUAUAACUUUACAGUGAGACUAUUUUCCACUGAUGAAAUUGUCCCAUUGAAAACUGUCCAGAAUGUAACGUCUUAAAAAUCCCUCUUAAUAAACCAAAAUCUAGUGGAAAUAAUAUUUGUUAUUUCUUGAACUGACCCUUUAAACGUGAACACAUCCCAACAUAUCAAAAAUGAUUUUUUUAAAAAACUAUGGUGCUUUCUUAUCAAAUGCAGGAGUGCAAUAGGAUUUUUAAAGAUUAAAUAUCAUGUAUUACAGAGACUUCAAACUGCAGAGCAGUUUAUGUAAAUAGCUGUAUAAUAUCUGUCUUUAUAGCUCAUAUCUGUGCUAACACGCUGUUGGGGCUGGACUGUGUAUGUUUGUAUUUUUGUGUAUUUCCUCCUUCACUAUCCAAGUAUCUCUUUGUUCUGUAUCACUCAACAGCAAAGAGACACUUGAUUAUAAAGAAAUUAAAAGUUUUCAUAAUUUCACAUGAAA